This is a messenger RNA of Pipistrellus nathusii (Nathusius's pipistrelle), 3501 nucleotides long. NCBI's taxonomy places the organism in Eukaryota, Metazoa, Chordata, Mammalia, Chiroptera, Vespertilionidae. The record is from the annotation of a GenBank genome assembly.
AUGCCCAGCUCGGCGCUGUGGGCCGUGGACCUCUUCGGGAGGGUGUACACGCUCUCCACGGCCGGGCAGUGCUGGGAGCUGUGCAGGGACACGCAGCUGGAGUUCAAGCGGGUCAGCGCGGCCACGCGGGGCUGCUGGGGGAUCGCCUGCGACAACCAGGUCCACGUGUACGUGUGCGCCAGCGACGUCCCCAUCCGCUGCCAGGAGGAGGCCUACGAGAACCAGCGCUGGAACCCCGUGGGAGGCUUCUGCGAGAAGCUCCUGCCGAGUGACCGCUGGCCGUGGAGCGACGUGAGCGGGCUCCAGCACCGGCCGCUGGACGGGGUGGCGCUGCCCUCGCCGCACUGGGAAUGGGAGUCCGACUGGUACGUGGACGAGAACUUCGGCGGGGAGCCCACCGAGAAAGGGGGGUGGACAUAUGCCAUGGACUUCCCUGCCACGUACACGAGGGACAAGAAGUGGAAUUCUUACGUGAGGCGGCGGAGGUGGAUCCGGUACAGGAGAUACAAGUCCCGCGACACCUGGGCCAAGAUCCCUUCAAAGGAUGACCCCAAGCAACUGCCCGACCCCUUCAACGACCUCUCCGUGGGGGGCUGGGAGAUCACAGAGGAGCCCGUGGGCCACCUGUCCGUGUGGGCUGUGUCUCUGCAGGGAAAGGUGUGGUACAGAGAGGACGUCAGCCACCCCAACCCAGAAGGCUCGUCAUGGUCCCACGUGGACACCCCGGGGGAGGUGGUCCAGAUCAGCUGCGGGCCGCACGACCUCCUGUGGGUCACGCUCUGGGAGGGGCAGGCCUUGGUUCGGGAAGGAAUCAACAGGAACAACCCCAAAGGAAGUUCCUGGUGCCUCGUGGAGCCUCCCACCUCUGAAAACGGCAUCAUGCACGUCUCCGUGGGAGUGGGCGUGGUCUGGGCCGUCACCAAGGACCGGAAAGUGUGGUUCCGCAGAGGCGUCAACUCGCACAACCCCUGCGGCACCAGCUGGAUCGAGAUGGUGGGAGAAAUGACGAUGGUGGACGUGGGGCUCAACGACCAGGUCUGGGGCAUCGGCUGUGAGGACCGGGCCGUGUACUUCCGGCACGGCGUCACCCCCAGCGAGCUCAGCGGCAAGAUGUGGAAGGCCAUUGUCGCCAGCCGAGUGUGUGACCGGUCACACUCCGGCAGCUCCUCCAGUCUCCUCAGCGCUGGCUGUUUCUUUGGUGACGAGGUGAGGGUCGGUGGCGAUUCCUGCGUGCCGAGCGACACGGAUGCCUCCUCGGAAGCUGAGAGGCCAGGGCCUGAGCAGCCUGUCCCCGCAGAGUCUCCGGAAAGUCCCGGCCACUCCAAGCGCAGCUCGGCCUCGGCCGCAGAGCAUGCCUUGGAGGGUGCCGGCCCGGCUGAUGGGACCCCGGGGCCUGAGCCUUGCCCUGGCCAGGCCUCGCCCCCUGCCGAGCUACCCUGGACCAGUAUCGACCUGAAGGAGCCCAAGAAAGUGCCCAGCCACAUGGCUGAGCCCCCCGGCCUCUCCUCACUGGAGCUGCUUCCGCUGGGCCUGGAGGAGCCCUACUGCGCUGACGACCACCCGCUGUGGGUGUGGGUGUCCGGAGGAGGCUGUGCCGUGGAGGCCCACACUGUGCUCAAGUGGUUCUCCGCGCAGGCGGGCCUGUCUUCCUCCAUGCAGACCCUGUCCCUGUCCAUCACGCCGGCCCAGACCGCCGCCUGGCGGAAGCAGAUCUUCCAGCAGCUGACGGAACGGACCAAGCGGGAGCUGGAGAACUUCCGACACUACGAACAGGCCGUGGAGCAGUCCGUGUGGGUGAAGACGGGCGCCCUGCAGUGGUGGUGCGACUGGAAGCCCCACAAGUGGGUGGACGUCCGCGUGGCGCUGGAGCAGUUCACGGGGCACGACGGGGCCCGGGACAGCAUCCUCUUCAUCUACUACGUGGUCCACGAGGAGAAGAAGUACCUGCACGUGUUCCUCAACGAGGUGACGACCCUGGUCCCCGUGCUCAACGAGGACAAGCACUCCUUCGCCCUCUACACCCCCGAGAGGACCCGGCAGAGGUGGCCCGUGCGUCUGGCCACCGCCACCGAGCAGGACAUGAACGACUGGCUGGCCCUGCUCAACCUGUCCUGCUGUGAGAGCCGGCGGGUCCUCGGCCGCCCCUCCCCGCAGGCCGUCUGGUCCAUCACCUGCAAGGGCGGCAUCUUCGUCAGUGAGCCCAGCCCGGACCUGGAGGCCCCCGAGCACCCGCUGCCCUGCGACCAGAUGUUCUGGCGGCAGAUGGGCGGCCACCUGCGGGUGGUGGAGGCCAGCAGCCGGGGCGUGGUGUGGGGCAUUGGCUACGACGGCACCGCCUGGGUGUACACAGGUGGCUACGGAGGAGGCUGCUUCCAAGGCCUGGCCAGCAGCACCGGUAACCUCUACCCGCAGUCAGAUGUGAAGUGCGUCUACAUCUACGAGAACCAGCGCUGGAACCCCGUCACGGGCUACACCAGCAGGGGCCUUCCCACUGACCGGUACAUGUGGAGCGACGCCACGGGGCUGCAGGAGUGCACCAAGGCGGGCACGAAGCCCCCCUCCCUGCAGUGGAGCUGGGUUUCUGACUGGUCCGUGGACUUCAGCGUUCCUGGGGGCACUGACCAAGAGGGGUGGCAGUAUGCCAGUGACUUCCCUUCCUCCUAUCACGGGUACAAAACCAUGAGGGACUUUGUCAGGAGGAGGUGCUGGGCCAGGAAAUGCAAGCUGGUAACCAGCGGGCCCUGGCUGGAAGUGCCCCCCAUCGCCCUCAGGGACGUGUCCAUCAUCCCCGAGAGCCCGGGCGCCGCCGAGAGCGGGCAGAGCAUCGCCCUCUGGGCCGUCAGCGACAAGGGGGACGUGCUGUGCCGCCUGGGAGUGUCCGAGCUCAACCCCGCGGGCGCCUCCUGGCUGCACGUGGGCACCGACCAGCCCUUCGCCUCCGUCUCCAUCGGGGGCUGCUGCCAGGUGUGGGCCGUGGCGAGGGACGGCUCUGCCUUCUACCGGGGCUCCGUGUCCCCCGCCAAGCCGGCUGGUGACUGCUGGUACCACAUCCCGUCCCCUGCCAAGCAGAGGCUGAAGCAGGUGUCUGUGGGCCAGACGUCCGUGUACGCUGUGGAUGAGAAUGGGAACCUGUGGUACCGCCAGGGAGUCACGCCCAGCUACCCGCAGGGCUCCAGCUGGGAGCACGUGUCCAACAACGUGCGCCGCGUGUCCGUGGGGCCCCUGGACCAGGUCUGGGUCAUCGCCAACAAAGUGCAGGGCAGCCACAGCCUGAGCCAGGGCACCGUGUGUCACCGCACCGGCGUGCAGCCCCUGGAGCCCAAGGGGCAGGGCUGGGACUACGGCAUCGGGGGGGGCUGGGACCACAUCUCCGUCCGGGCCAACGCCACCAGGGCCCCCAGGAGCACCGCCCAGGAGACGGCUGGAGGGCAGGGCCUCCCCGGCGGGCCCUCCAGUGUGGCCGGCACCCUGCCGGAGGCCGUGGGCCCCGUCUGCUGCUGA